This is a messenger RNA of Nomia melanderi (Alkali bee), 1552 nucleotides long. It is a transcript of the gene Sfxn1-3, whose product is annotated as Sideroflexin-1-3. Gene Ontology annotation, molecular function: monoatomic ion transmembrane transporter activity. The record is from RefSeq and is a predicted model, not a curated record. NCBI's taxonomy places the organism in Eukaryota, Metazoa, Arthropoda, Insecta, Hymenoptera, Halictidae. Gene Ontology annotation, cellular component: mitochondrial inner membrane. Gene Ontology annotation, biological process: serine import into mitochondrion; monoatomic ion transport.
AGAGAGCAGGGCGUGGAAGAUCGAAAGGUCGCGGAGCGAAACGACCCGAGGGGCCAUCGAUGGGAAGACGGCCGCGCGGACGCUUGGACUGGUUCUCGCGAUCAGUCUGCGCCGAGGAACGCCGUAACGUCGCCGUGCAACGCGUCCUCCCGCGAGGACCUCGCCGCAGGCUAUCAUCUCGUGCAGACGCGAGAGCGUUUCGUGCAUCGACGGAGCCGGCAGCGAGCGGUGGUGGGGUUCCGCUCGUGGUAGGGUGCCGGACCAGCCAGGUGAGAGCCGCGGUGGUAGGAGAAGGAACGGGUUGCAGCAGCGGAAAGGACGCGCAAGAUGUCGGGCGGCAAGGAUGUCGGAGGACUGUCUGACGACGCUCGGAUCGACAUCGAGAAACCCUACUGGGAUCAGAACACGUACCGCGGCAGAGCGUUGCACUUUCUGAACGUCACCAACCCGCUGAACCUAUUCGCCAGCGGCCAGCAGCUCGAGCAGGCGCGACAAGUCGUCAGCAAGUACAGGAAAGGUAGCAACUUGCAGCAGCUGGGCAUCUCGGAGGAAGAACUAUGGAAGUGCAAGUAUCUGUACGACAGCGCUUUCCACCCCGACACAGGGGAAAAAAUGCUGCUGAUCGGACGCAUGAGCGCCCAGGUGCCCAUGAACAUGAUGAUAACCGGAUGCAUGCUGACAUUUUACAAGACAACGGCCCACGUGAUCACGUGGCAGUGGGUUAACCAGUCGUUCAACGCGAUAGUGAACUACACGAACCGCAGCGGUUCCAGCCCGACACCGAUGAACACGCUUCUGCAAAGCUACGCGGCGGCGACCGGCGGCGCGGUGUUGGCCGCCCUCAGCCUGAAUCGACUUUUCCGUAACGCGCCACCCUUGAUAGGCCGGCUGGUCCCGUUGACAGCGGUGGCCGCGGCCAAUUGCGUCAAUAUACCGCUCAUGAGGAUGUCCGAGCUGCAGAACGGCAUCGAGCUGCAGACCGAGGACGGCAGGAAAGUCGGCAACAGCAAACGAGCUGCUUACAAGGCUAUCAUGGCUGUCACCCUUUCGCGGAUCCUGAUGGCCUCGCCGAGCAUGAUACUGGCGCCCAUAGUAAUGAACUUCAUGGAUCGACGGCAGCUGUUACGCAACGCACGUUGGGCCGCGGUGCCCAUACAGGUAGCGAUUUGCUGCGUGUGCCUGACGUUCGCGACGCCGCUGUGCUGCGCGCUGUUCGUCCAACGGGUGCCGAUCUUGGUGGACGAUUUGGAGCCGGAAGUACGGGACCAGAUACACCUGAGCGAUCCCAGCGUGCGCACGGUGUACUACAACAAGGGUCUUUGAACGACUGGAAGGACUGAACGUAACGAGAACACGUCAACGACGGAAGCCACCGCGACGUUGUUUGCUCGCGGAGCCCACGGGUGCUACGGAAUCGGCAGCGACAUAACGCAGUGAUCAACGUACUCCGAGAAGGGAAGGCAUCGACGUUCCCUUUACGGGACAGUCGACGAUCUAGGGAUUGUUAUCCAGGAACGAACGACGAAGACAAUAAAGAUAACAGUACAAUAAA